Molecule: messenger RNA, 3610 nt
Organism: Halichondria panicea
Lineage: Eukaryota; Metazoa; Porifera; Demospongiae; Suberitida; Halichondriidae
Product: facilitated trehalose transporter Tret1-2 homolog
Exons: 4
Coding region: 212-1822 (536 amino acids)
Biological process (GO): transmembrane transport
Cellular component (GO): membrane
Molecular function (GO): transmembrane transporter activity
Source: RefSeq, a predicted model, not a curated record
CUGCAGUGCAUGUGGUGAACUCAAUUAAGCAGGAACAUACAAAUACAUUCCUAAGUAGAUCUAUUUCAUCUGUUUCAUGAUAGUGUCACCACAGUUAAGCCUAUAGGGUAGAUAAAGAUGGACACAUUACCUAGUACCUGUGAACUAUAAGUACUAUAGUCAUCACAUGCAGUCAGUCAAGUUACAGUAGACUAUAAUUAUAUAGCUAGCUAUGGCUAAUUAUAAGUCUAGUCCAAUUUCAAUGAUUGAUGAUAAUAGGCUAAUCUCUAAAACAAUUAAUUUACAGCAUCAAUCAGAUGGUGAGAGGCUUAGCACAGUCAUCGAGACUGUCUCCACAGACAGCAAGGUCCCCAUUAGACUAUGGACAAUGGUCUACUCUGUUCUGACUGUGUGUUUGCUCUCUCUGCUCGCUGGAGUCACUCUUGCCUUCCCAUCGCCAGUGUUGGUGGAACUGCUACAACUGGACGAUCCUCAGUUCAGAUUUGACACUCAGCUGGCUGAUAUCUUUGGGGCAGCUGCUCCAGUGGGUGGUCUCUUUGGUGGACUAAUUGCCGGGUGGUUGGCAGACAAGUUAGGUCGUAAAACCACCAUCAUUCUAACGUCUGUGCCCUAUCUGAGUGGCUACUUCAUUAUCCUCUGUGCUGUGCUCGCUGAAAAUGGCACAGUCUUCAAGGUGGUCUUGAUAGUGGGCCGAUUUCUGACUGGUGUGGGAAUGGGAGGGACCUUCGCAAUAUUAGGGGCUUACAUUGGUGAAAUAUCUCCUGCUAGGUCUCGAGGAAUGUUCAUUGCAAUGACUGAAGUCACUCUUGCACUUGGAGUGCUGUUAAUUCUGGCGCUAGGGGCUAUUUCUAACUUUCACUAUUAUUAUUUGGCUCUUGUGGUAGUAGGAAUUCUAGCUGCCUUUGUAGUACUGGCUAUUUGGAUACCCGAGACACCAAGAUGGUUACUCCUGAACUCUAAAGACCAGAAACAAACUGUUGCUGUACUGAAGUGCUUACGCGGACCCAAAUACCGAAAACUCCAACAAGAAAUUGAACAGAUUAAUACGAAGAUUUCAAAAAAUCUGAAGUUUUUUGAGGUUAUAAGACUGCUACUUUUUGAAAGGAACACUGUAGUUCCAUUCUUACUUGUUUUUUACAUCUUCGUGUAUCAGCAGGCAUGUGGAAAGGUCGCAUUGGCAAAUUAUGUUGGGCCAAUAUUUUUCGAAAUUGGUGUUCCAUCUUCAAACCUUGCGGCUGCAUUUUCACUUGGUGGUGUCAGCUUUGUAGCUACUAUUAUUGGUGUCAUAGUGAUUGAUUUUGUUGGUAGAAAGUUACUUCUUGCUUUAAGCUCUAGUGGAAUGUUUUUGGCAUCUUUAAUAAUGAGUGUGCAGUUUUACUUGACGCAACCGUCUUAUUGUAAUAACUCAACUAUUAUAGAGACUGCAGAUUUAGUGGUUGAUUGCAAUCCACACCUUUAUCCAUUGGCUAUUGCUGGAGUCGUUCUCUUUGCAUUCGCGUUUUCGGCUGGAGUAGGACCCGUGUCAUGGGUACUGGUUUCAGAAUAUCUUUCUUUUAAUGUGAGAGCUAUGGCUGGUGGUAUUGCAUCGGCUAUAUCAUGGGGAAUAUCUGCGAUUGCCUCAGGGACAUUUUUAAAUCUCUCCGAAGCCAUUGGAGCAUGGAGACUCUGGUUGAUGAUAGCAAGUUAUCACGCCUUGUCCUUUCUCGUAAUUGUGCUGUUUUUCAUCGAGACCAAAGGGAAGAAACUUGAAGAAGUGCAAGAAAUGUUUGCAGCUAGAUUUCAGUGUCAGACUUGCUCUAAAAAACAGUGUAAGUCUGUAUAGCUAUUUAAUUCUCACAUUAUCACUUCAGUUCUCUUAUUGUGAAUCGACCAUCAUUUCAUUCAUUCAGUUUGGAUUCAUUAUUAUGUUACACUACAUGUACAUGGCAUUCAAUUGUUGAACAGGUGACACUUUAAUGGCCUACAAACUGAUUCAGUGACUUUCAUUGGCUUCUUAACAGCUGCAUGAAGGAAUGCUUGAAUGAUUCUCUGGAAUCCCUAUAAGGGUUUGUGAAAUUGUGAUACUCAAAGAGGCCAGCUGUUCAAUUAAGCACACCUACCUUAGUGUAAACAAAGCGAAUUUGGAAAGAAUCACUAGUAUUGUACAUCCAGUAUAAGGAAGUAAGGAAGUUGACACCCACAACUAAGCAAUGGUUGUGACUUCCUAUCCCUUCAAGUGAAGUGAAAGCUAAAGCCGAGUCAGUAUACCAAGAAGUAAAUAGAAGUCUAGUCAAUCAAUUAAAUAGCACAUUAAAUACCAUUAUAAUUAUUAUCAGUAUAAUACACUGUAUCAAGAGUUCAUAAUAAACGUUUAGUUAAGUGUGUACCAUAGACAUCUCAUUAUCUGUCGCGUGUUUUUGUUUGUUUACAACUACUAUACUAGUCUUAUGUCUGCAAUCCCCUCCACACCACAUCAGAAUUGUUGUGAAAUAGAUCUGCCCUAUUGUAUUCAUGUUUGUAUGUAUUCAUUGUACCAUAUAUGGACUUCACUAUGUUGAAUUUCCUACAUUGGUGACAGUCUGUGACACUGUGUUGACCGUUGUUGUGGGUAGAUCCCUAAUUAUAAUACCAUUGAGCAAUACUAAAGGGGCAUUUUGUGCACCAAAUACAGACAAAAAGGCACCCGCACAAGCAUAACAAUGGGUGUUAUGAUCAGAUGAUUAUGCUUUCAUAGUUGCGCAAUCUUAGUCUGAGCUCAGCUAUAAAAGUGAGAUCUUUAACAUUUUUGUCAUAAUAAUAUUAAUUUGACAAUUAUAAUGCUCUUUAGUGACAGUGUAUGGAGGUUGUGCGUCUUACUCUCCAAAGAUCGACCAAUAACAGGGGUUGGUAUGGAAACAGCUUGUACCUGACAAGAGUUGUUUGCAAACUAAUGCCUGCACUAGUCGAUUAUAUGAACGUUGUGAAUAUCUGUACCUAUCUAUUAGCCGAGGAACUAUUAACUUUUGAUGAACGGAGCGAAAUACUUCAACUACAAGGAAAACAUCGUCAAGUACCCUAUCUUUUUGAGAUUCUAUCUACCAAAGGAAAGGACUGGUACUGUCGAUUUUGGAGAGCCCUCAAGAACUCUGUUUCAUGGAAUGCUGACAUUCAUCUUGGGCAUAAGGACCUACUUGAAAUGCUACCGAAUGCAAGUGAUGAAAAACCUCUAUGGAGUUGGAAGAAAAUGGACAGCACGAACUUUUCACCCUUAACAAUGAAAUGGAAGAACCGCCUACUAAAAAUUACGAAAACGAAACUAAAGAAUCCAUCGCCAAGCUUGAAUGCAAAUGUGAAGAGCUACAAGAGGAACUGGGUCAAGCUCGAAGAUGCAAUGAUGAUCUAUCUCUUGAAAACCAAUUAUUGACACAGGAAAACGAAAUUCUCAGACAAGAGAACACGUAUUUAGUUGAACAAUCGAAGAGUUCUGAAGCUAAUGACAAAGAAACGAUCAACAAAAGUACAUGGGUUUGAAUCAAUAUAAUUAUACAGCAUAGAAAAACUAUAUAAAAAGUGAUUAUUGAUUAAAUAACAAUCUUAUAAUUUAUAUACAGCUUAGAAAAACUGUUAAAAAGUGAAUAAAUUAUUGAAUAAA